This is a messenger RNA of Phyllopteryx taeniolatus (common seadragon), 2905 nucleotides long. RefSeq names its product coiled-coil domain-containing protein 122-like. Bases 89 to 922 code for a protein of 277 amino acids. The transcript is spliced from 7 exons. Lineage: Eukaryota; Metazoa; Chordata; Actinopteri; Syngnathiformes; Syngnathidae. The record is from RefSeq and is a predicted model, not a curated record.
GGCGGGCGCGUUGCUACUGCUAAGCAGUCUGGGAUUUGUAGUUUUAUUGCGGCCAUAUUUUCACUCUCUUGGCAAGCCUUGGUCCCUAAUGACAGCAAAAAAGAGUCACAUACAUGUAAACAUGUCAAAUUCCCCUGCUUAUACAGGAGCCCAGAGUCCGUUAUUAGUAGGGCAAGCCUUGGAAGAUAUUAGCCAACGUGACAACAUUGAGACAGAAAUGCUGCAGAAAGAGCAGGAGACACUCAGCGCCCUGCAGGUGACUCUAUCAGAUGUUCAGAAGAACAGCGAUGAGGCUGAGAAGAAGCUUAAAUGUAAAGUGAGAGACCUCCUCAUCAUGGAGGAUGACAUGAUACAUUUAGAGCAGAAAAUGCAGGCCGGACGUGACUGCUGUGCCUCCAUCACAGCAGAGAAGACAAAACUGCUGGAGCAAAUAAUUGAGGAGGAGGAGAAGGCCUGCAUGGCACGGGCCCAAUUUGACAUUUAUCAAAGAAAGAUGGAGGGCCACAGGCAGGCAGUUUUGAACGUUGUGGGCCAGACUGACAUUUGCAUGCAGGAGAAGAGGGCUCUUGUCCAGGAACUGAGAAAUGCCAAGGAGGAACUGAAGGAGGAUUUAAAGAAUCCUAAGGGAAACAGAGUUCAGACGGCAAAGAGAGAGAUUGAUACGCUGAAAAGGGAGAUUGGAGUGAUGAGGGAAAAUAUAGCACAGAGGAGGGAAGAUCAGCAAAAAGUGUUGGAAACCCAUGCCCAGAUAAAGAAAGAGAUUGAGAGCCAAAACAAGCGCUUUGAAGCCAUUAGCAAGCACCUUCACUGUCAGAUUAUCAAGGCCCAGGCUGUCCACAGACAGCGGAUCUGUGGCGUAGCGCAAAAACUGCCGUAUCUUGAUUUUCGAGCAAGCGCAAGACUCGCUCUGCAUGUUUGCUAAUUUGGCAGACCGGUCUGUGAGAAGCUGGGUGUACUGGCACAACGAGGGCAAAUGUCCAGAGACAUCUACCACAUGGAGAGACAGAAAGCUGAGCUCCAAAGGCAACUGGAAUCAUCAAAUUACUCUGCUCAGUGCUAAAUCAAUAUAGACACAGUAGAUGGUGGAAUAGAACACCCUCCUAUUGUGGGAAUCUUGAUGCGUCAUUUGCUCAUGAGUUGCUGCUACAACUAGCCAGCAGAGGACAGCAGUGUCAAAUAAAUGUAUAACAAUACUGCCACAACAAGGCUGGACAAUAUUACUUGUUCAAAUAGCUACUGGCAAGAAGGGUGUAAAUAUAUUUGCCAGUUAUUGCAGCAUAUUGUUUUACAUGAAAAUGCUCAGUAUGUUUUUGCAUCUGGAUGGAUUAAGAGAGUAGGAAUUUUGGUGGUUCAUGUUAGCAGUGCAUCGGCUCAUUCUGACCACAACAGUUAGAAUAAAAGCUCCAACUGUCGAUAUGCUUUUGGUACACACUGUUCCAGCUUCCGCUCGUAUGACGCAGGGUGAGGUGACAGUCCCACUGCAAGCUAUACUAUAUCUCACAGCUAAAUAGCAAAAAUCAGUAGAAGUAUGUAAUAUUUCUAAACAUUACAGUGUACUCAUCAUAACAGUUAUAUAUUUUGGAGUAUUGUUUCUUUCUUCAGUGGUUUUGUAGAGUAAAAUUGCAAUAAAGUUUCACUGCUACUCUACUAAUGCACAUUGUAGUCAUAUUAUUUCAAGGUAUUCGUUUGUUGAGAAGGAACAUAAACACUCAAAGAUCACAAAAAUGCUAGGUUGUAAUUGUUCCUGUCAGAGACAUAUUCAUGUAACACAUUAAAAUUAAGGGUUUUAAUACAGCGCUAUGAUUGAAUCGCAAUAGAGUAUGCAGCCGUAUUUACUGUAAUGUUGAGGCCUCUUUUGCACCUGCAGCUUUAAGGAUAAUCAAGUCUGAACCAGUUGUGUAAAUACAAAUGUCUGUUUUUAAUAUCUCACUCAUGGACAAACGUUUGGGGGGGCGUUCAUUUCCUGAAUGGUGCAUUGUUGGAGCCCAUUCAGCUGGUGUGGGACGUCUGCCGUACCGCACCACUGCUUGGCUCGUCCUCAUCAAAGCACUCAGCUCUGAGAUCAGUCUCUACUCCACCCUGCUAACACAGCACAGCACAAGCGCAGCCUGCAUUCCCAUAAUCAGUUGAAUUCCACACACAUUUACACUAAAGAUGCAUAAGUGGUUUAAAUAACAAAUAAAAAAAUGUGACGAUAAGUCAGGGGUUCCCACACUGAGACACAAUCCUUUUUUUUUUUUAAUUCCUGCAUGUGUAUCUCUGAAAAUAAACACGUCUAUGUACUCGCAGUCACAGCAAAUUAAGAGAGUUGCCAGUAUGUUACUGUAAAAAAAACACAUUUAAAAAAGGUGAACUUGACAGUAUAGUCACAAGUUAAACAUGCCGAAAAUCGACCUUCUCGCUGUUACGGUUAACUUGUAACUAUCUGCUCAUCUGCUUGUUCAAAGGGUUUUGGGUUGCACACACAGAGUCCUUCUUGGCACUACUUGAUCCAUACUGGGAAACUCUUCGCAAAACACAAAAUUGUGCUUCCUUGGUGUCUUGGUGAGAAAUGUUCAGCAUCUCACGGAAACAUAAUUCUGGACAAGAAAAAAAUGCGACAAAGACACACACACAACAGGGAUGACCGGUGGGGUGGCCAGGUUUCAGUCUAGGGCAGGGCUCCGAUCAUUGAGGACAUUUGCACAACCAACAUUGUCCCAGAUUAUAACACUACUCGUCACUUUAAACCGCAUACACUCCUUGAAGUCUCGGCGCCCUUUGCACAAUGGUCAUUGCACCGGACUAUUGCAAUAUUAGUCAUUCGAACUGCUCUAAGUGCUAGAGGACGCUGCAUCUUUUUGCACAAUUGUCAAAAAAAAUAAUAAAUAAUGUACCGGCAUUACCAGAUUACCAGAUAAGUAGC